UUUUACGCAUGCGCACUGAAGAACCCGGAACUGGACUCCACAACAGCAGCGGAGCAGCUCUGACGGUUUUCUUCAGGGAAACUUUGGUGAUUAAAAAAAAAGAUGCAGCUUCACUUCACUAAAGAUGUUUUACCGGACUCUGUCAGCACCGACUUUCAGAAUCUGAACAAAUUCAACGAGCAGCAAUUUCUUCGUCUGAUUGAAAUUCUGUUCCAGUUCCUGCUGGAGCCUAAAGAGACGGAGAGGUUCAUGCAGCAGCUCAAUGAGUUUGCAGGGGAAAAUGGAAUGAGUGCCGGUCCUCUGAGGAACCUGAUGAAGAGCGUCCUCCUGGUGCCGCAGGGAGCCCUGAAGAAAAAUCUGACAGCCGAGCAGAUCAAAGAGGACCUGGAGACAUUAGGACUAAACGAGGACAAGUCGGCUCACUUUUCACAGCAGUGGGGGGAGCACUACGCGGUGCUGUCCAGACUCGCUGUCAGACAGACUCUGAUGGUCAACCAGCUAGUCGACAUGGAGUGGAAGUUUGGAGUGACUGUUGGCACCAGUGAAAUUCAAAAAGUGGGCAACAUCUUUCUACAGUUGAAACUGGUUGUCAGAAAGGGGAAUUCCACUGAAAACAUCUACAUGGAGUUGACGCUCCCUCAAUUUUACAACUUCCUACAUGAGAUGGAGCGAGCCAAGGCCAGCAUGGAGUGUUUCAGCUGAGUGUGAAUGUGUGUGUGUGUGGAUCUGUUAUAGGCUACUUUUGGGGACAAAUUUCAGACUUAAGACCAGUUAACUGAGGACAGCUUGUCCAAUUGGGUACAAAAGCCGCGCUGCCCGUAGGGAAAAUGCUGGGUUUUUUUUUUUUUUUGGUCAGUGGUUAUGGUUAGCGUUAGGCUCAGUCUCCAGGAAAUUAAUGUAAGUCUGUGUAAUGUCCCCAAAAGUGACCUUGGACAGUGUGUGUGUAUGUGUGGGUGUUCAUAUCAGGCUGUAGCUGCAGGGCAGUGUAUGGUAUGUAUUACGUCAUUUUGUAUGUGUGUGUGUGUGUGUGUGUGUGUGUGUGUGUGUUUGUGGCAUUGAAGGUCUCCCCAAUGACGGAAACUAAACACAAAAACAAAUUUUUAUUAUUUACUGCUGGACAUUUAUACUCAAAUCUGCCAAUAAACAUGAAUUUCAAAGAAAA
Thunnus maccoyii (southern bluefin tuna) is the source of this 1162-nucleotide messenger RNA. It is a transcript of the gene commd7, whose product is annotated as COMM domain containing 7. Gene Ontology annotation, molecular function: NF-kappaB binding. NCBI's taxonomy places the organism in Eukaryota, Metazoa, Chordata, Actinopteri, Scombriformes, Scombridae. The coding region runs from base 103 to 702 and encodes 199 amino acids. The transcript has 9 exons. The record is from RefSeq and is a predicted model, not a curated record. Gene Ontology annotation, biological process: tumor necrosis factor-mediated signaling pathway; negative regulation of DNA-templated transcription.